Contarinia nasturtii (swede midge) is the source of this 1324-nucleotide messenger RNA. Its product is annotated as serine/threonine-protein kinase D3-like. NCBI's taxonomy places the organism in Eukaryota, Metazoa, Arthropoda, Insecta, Diptera, Cecidomyiidae. Gene Ontology annotation, molecular function: protein serine/threonine kinase activity; ATP binding. The coding region runs from base 474 to 1112 and encodes 212 amino acids. The transcript has 5 exons. Gene Ontology annotation, biological process: protein phosphorylation. The record is from RefSeq and is a predicted model, not a curated record.
UCACAUAUUUCUUCACCACUUGAUAGCGUAGCAUAUCGUGAAAUUUCAGAUGCGUUCACGUGCAGGCUUUGGCAUCAAUCUGGAUAGUAGCAUUGUUAAACACAAAAGUUUACGACGUGAAGAGAAUAUUUAUCCAAUUAGAAUAUAAAUCGCAUUGUAAGCGUAAAACGAUGAACAAUAAAUAAAACAACUGAUGUGGAAUUUCAUCAAAAAACAUUGGAAAACGCUGUUAAAAUAUAUAGUUUAAAAUAUUAAUUUGUCUAUUUAAAAUUGUUCGUUCGAACUCAUUUGUAUCAUCUCUUAAAAUAUUUUAUCGGAAUGAAAACGUAAUAAAUUUUGAAGUGUCUUGUGCAAUUUACGGUAUUUUCACUAUAAUUUCUAGAAUCUAUUCGGUGUUAUUUGAAAUAGACAUUCCAAGAAAUUAACUUUCUUAUACAUUUAGAUUUUAAAAAUUAAGACAAUAAAGCUACAAUAUGGAACGAGUAGAGGUUACAUUUUUAUUUCAAUUCGGCAAUUUGCGCGAUAUGAUUACUGUGCCAGUAGCAACGAUAAAUUUGAAAUCUCUCAAGGAUUUAGCUUGUGAUUUCAUAAAUUCCAAAAUACCAGAUAAUGGUUUGAGUCAUCUGUCAGAACGUUUACUUUUAUUUCGCCAUGAUUAUAAAAGCCCAAACAUACUGCAACUGGUGAAUUCAGUGGCCGAUGUAGUGGACGAAACAUUGAUUGAAAUUGUUUUAACUUCAUCCCCAAUAAUUUAUGCGAAUAAUCAUGAUGAUAUACCAACAAUUCGACCACAUUCACUUUCUGUACACUCGUAUAAAGCACCUACAUUUUGUGACUACUGUGGUGAAAUGUUGUUUGGUCUAGUACGACAAGGACUUAAAUGUGAGGACUGCUGCAUGAAUUUUCAUAAACGAUGUGUAAAUAAGGUCCCGGAUAAUUGUAGUAAAGCCGAUCCAUCCCGACGUGUAUCGUCACUUCAGCCUCCUCGCGGACCUUCAGCAACUUCAAGUAAUAAUUCACUUGCUUCAACAUGUGAUGAUAGUUCAAGUUCUACAGCCGGAUCAUCAUUGGUAAGAAAGAUGGCACAACUUAUGAAUGAUAUUCGAAAUUAGAUGAACAAAAAAGUAUGAACUACGAAUAUUAUGAAUUACGAUUAAUAUACGACAACUCAAUAUAAGUCCGUCCAAACAAAAAUAUGUAUUUAUAACAUUUGAUCUGGUAUAUUCUGAAUACGUCAAAUGCAAAACAAAAUCAUUAUAGUUAAUAUGUUUUAAAUUAAAUGUUUAUAAAUGCAAAUAAAUAUUUUGAAAAUACGAAAAUAUUA